GUGUAACAUAAACACGUGUAAUGCCAGCAUGAUCAUUACCGCAGCACAAGUCCUGUUGAUCAUCGUAAGAUGGGUAUUUCAUUUGGUUCCUCUCACGAAAGGCUACAUACCAGAGCCGGGGAGAUUCCUCCGGACUUUACUAACCCUGACGUUCCAUGGUGACAAACUAAAGAAACUCGAGUUCCUUACGGAAUACUAUUUCUACUAUGGACUGUUCAAGUUUGAUGCCAAGAUUUACAUUUUUAAUCCGAAACUAGCACAGCAUGCUAUAUAUAAACUUGAAAAGGGAGCGGAACAUUAUUUAGAAAAUUCACCUUUAAAGAACACGUUCCUUGGAUCAUCACAGAAAAGUCCCGAAACAAGGCGCGCUAUAGCGUCAUUAUUCCGAAAAACUUCAAUUGAGGAACGCGCUGCUAUAAUGAUAAGCGACAUACAGAAAAUGUGUACAAUAUUCAAGAAAGAUCCGAAGGGCAUCGUAAACGUCACACAAUGGACUCUUCGGAUGGCAUUGGACAUUGUCGGCCAUGUCUUACUUGAACUUGAUCUUAACGGUUUGGAAAAGAAGCAAGAGAAAAUGAUUUCUUCGAUGUUGACGAUUUUGCAUAGAUGUUAUGCCAUGGGAGAAAUAUCAUCAGACAGUAAAGAGUUCUCUGACGCAAACGAAGAAUUUGAUGCCAUCACACAAAGGGUUUUAGAGGAAGCACUCAGCAUUGAUAACGUCACAAUUAAGGGAAAACGACUGGUCAACUCACUGCACGACGCAUGCGGAUUCAGCGAAGCCAAAGACAACAUGAAAUUGUUUUUGAUGGCGGGAACCGAGACCACCGCCUCUACUAUUCCUGUGGUGAUGUAUCUAUUGGUCAAAUACCCACAUAUACAGGAAGAGUUACGACAGGAAGCGGAAGAGCUCCUUGAAUCUUUGGUGGCGGAUCCCACCACACCUUUACCUAAGACAGAGAGCGUACUGACCGAGGUGCUCCGAUUGUACCCGAUUGCACCGUUUAUCAGCAGACAGAAUUACGAGCCGGUAACUCUCGGUGACGUCAACCUGAAACAACAUGCUGACGUCAUCAUAUUUACUUGGGGAAUUCAUCGCAGCCCGCAUUAUUGGGAUAAAGCAAAGGAAUUUGUUCCCUUCCGAUUUCUAAACACAAGCAAAACUUCCGGAAAUAUGUUCAUUCCGUUCGGUGCAGGUUCUCGAGUGUGCAUUGGACAGCAUCUGGCUUGGCUGGAACUGAGGCUCGCCGUAGCUAUGUUGUUAUAUCAGUUUAAGUUUGAGCAUGCGCAGGAGACACCAGAACUGAAUUUUGUGGUAGACUGGGCGCAUGCUGUUGUGCAUCCAGAUAAAGACAUGAUCUUUAAAAUUACACCAACACAGAACGACCCCAUCACGCUCUCAUGACAUUAUAUAGUGAUAAAAUAUUGUUAUCGUGUUAUUUUGAUGAUGUCAGUGUUUGCUCUUUUUGAGUUUAUUGUCUAUCUGAAUCAGGAUUUUGUUAAUAAGCGUUUGAAUUGUGAACAGUACAUUUAGAGUCAGAUUUGAUUUAAAAAAAAAUACAGCAUUUGAUGCCA
This is a messenger RNA of Saccostrea echinata, 1572 nucleotides long. RefSeq names its product cytochrome P450 4Z1-like. Gene Ontology annotation, molecular function: heme binding; iron ion binding; oxidoreductase activity, acting on paired donors, with incorporation or reduction of molecular oxygen. The coding region runs from base 29 to 1402 and encodes 457 amino acids. The record is from RefSeq and is a predicted model, not a curated record. NCBI's taxonomy places the organism in Eukaryota, Metazoa, Mollusca, Bivalvia, Ostreida, Ostreidae. The transcript has 5 exons.